UCGUACCAAUUCGAUAGCAACCAUUUCUGAUUAAAAUGUAUGCGAGUCACGUCGUUGUUUUGUUCGCUUUUAUUAACGUUUCUUUGGCAAUAUAUCCGUAUUUUGACACCCAAGAUUUUAUCUAUAAUGUGCCUAAAGUGUUCAGAAUUUCAAUAACUCUUGACAAGCUGUUGGAUUAUUAUGAAAGAAAACCUUCGAAGGACCCAGAAUGGUACAUAGCUUUAGGGUUAGCGAGAGGUCAAAUGGAAUACACCGUUAAUGAAUUGGACAAGUCAGUACCCGAAAAAUUGAGAGAAAAUCUGAAAAAUAUAACCAGAAGAAUGGACCGCAUCCACAACAAGACUGAUAUCACAAAACUUGUCUAUCGCAGUAAGGACUACGAGUACGUGGCAAAAGCAAUGUUCGAGAAUAUGGACGUGUUGUCCAGUUUCAUGGAGCCCAUCACAAUAGGCACCAUGGGCACCCAAAAGCCGUACCGUUUCACCUUCGAGCAGUACGUGCAGGAAGCCCGGACCAAGAUGCCCAGCAGGAAAGCUUCUGAUGCAUGCACUAUGCAAAUGCUGAUCUCGGCUAUGGAGACACAGACGACGCAAUCGGAGGGCGAGUGCGAACUGACUCCGGAGUGCCGCAUGCAGGUGCUGCAGGGCUCCGGGCUCGCCUUCCAGCAGACCAGCCGCGUACGCACAGCUGUCUUAGCCAAACUAUUCGAUUGCAUGGAAGGCGUCGAUCUUUCGGCACAAAUAUAUAAAUUAUGCAUCCAAAUUUAUAAAGAAACAAAAUCAUUGGAGGCUUGGGAUCAUCCCGCCGGUACUAGAACUUUAUUUAUGCAACAAAUCUGGUAUUGCGCUGCCCAAGGCUACGGAGAGUUCAUAAAGCCUCGUUGGAUGAACAAAAUCAUGUCAUGGCAAGAGCCUAAGGGUUGUUAUGCAGAUGAUCGACAACCGUUCUUAAAACUGACCGGUUAUGUAGGUGCAAGUUCUGCAACGACCAAAAAGGACCAAGAGGAGGAAUACCGAAUCAAGAAAGCUGCCGAGUCGGAAGGCGGGUCGUGCAACUCGCUCACGUCAGCGAUGGCCCUCGGAUCCCUGGUGGUCUAUGUGCGAGCGUUGCUCGAGACUAAUCAAGCUUUCCAAUAUGACGUUCUAGUUUAGAUUUUAAUUCAAUUUUUUUGGUACUUGUAUUGGAAGUGAUUUUAAAUAAUAGUAAACAAAAUAAAAUAAAAUUCAUUAUCUUAAUAAAAUUUUUGGCA
Messenger RNA from Plodia interpunctella (Indianmeal moth), 1249 nucleotides. RefSeq lists its product as uncharacterized. Gene Ontology annotation, cellular component: membrane; cytosol. The record is from RefSeq and is a predicted model, not a curated record. NCBI's taxonomy places the organism in Eukaryota, Metazoa, Arthropoda, Insecta, Lepidoptera, Pyralidae. The coding region runs from base 36 to 1151 and encodes 371 amino acids. The transcript is spliced from 6 exons.